Molecule: messenger RNA, 1030 nt
Organism: Tigriopus californicus
Lineage: Eukaryota; Metazoa; Arthropoda; Copepoda; Harpacticoida; Harpacticidae
Gene: Ip259
Product: ribosome biogenesis protein NSA2 homolog
Exons: 2
Coding region: 190-972 (260 amino acids)
Biological process (GO): maturation of 5.8S rRNA; maturation of LSU-rRNA
Cellular component (GO): preribosome, large subunit precursor; nucleolus
Source: RefSeq, a predicted model, not a curated record
UGUAGAUGACAACAUGCUCUCACGUGGACGCUCGAUUGUUCGUGAGAUCCGUGGUCGGUUGUGCUGGGACGGCUAUUCAAGUCUUGAUAGGCCUCACUCUUCGAGCCGUGUCUCACACGCGCCCAUUGACCCGCUCAACGGGCGGUGACUUGAGGCCCAGCCAGUGAUCGAGAUUGAUUGGGCUACAUCAUGCCGCAAAACGAGCAUAUCGAGUUGCAUCGGAAGCGUCAUGGUCGUCGUUUGGAUUAUGAGGAGAAAACGCGGAAGAAGGCGGCCCGUGAACCCAAGAAACGGGCGGCCACGGCCAGAAAGCUACGCGGAUUGAAGGCCAAGAUCUACAACAAACGCAGAUUCUCCGAAAAGGUUCAACUCCGCAAAAAGAUCAAAGCCUUCGAGGAAAAGAGCACGGAAACUACCUUGGACCGCCCCGAAGAUGGAGCCUUGCCCGCCUAUCUGCUGGAUCGUCAAGACAAACAGACCGGCAAGGCCAUUGCGGCUCAAGUCAAACAGAAGCAAAAGGACAAAGCUGCCAAAUACAACGUUCCGUUGCCCAAGGUCCGGAUGCAGUCUGAAAAUGAAGUCUUUCGCCCGUUGAAGAGCGGCAAACGCGGCAAGAGCUGGAAACGCAUGGUGACCAAGGUCACGUACGUGCCGGAUGACUUCACGCGUAAGCCUCCCAAAUUCGAGCGCUUCAUUCGACCCACGGGAUUGCGGUUUAAGAAGGCUCACGUGACUCAUCCCGAACUCCGCACCACAUUUUGUCUGCCUAUUAUUGGGGUCAAGCGCAACCCAUCGUCCACCAUGUACACCAGUCUAGGGGUCAUCACCAAGGGUACCAUCAUUGAGGUCAACAUCAGUGAUUUGGGCAUGGUGACGGCGGGCGGCAAGAUCGUGUGGGGCAAGUACGCCCAGGUCACCAACAACCCCGAAAAUGACGGAUGUAUUAAUGCUAUCCUGUUAUUGAGUAAAUAAUUAAAAAAAACGUGCAAAAUUCAGACAGGACAAUAAAACGAAAUAGGAUUAUGGGAAU